This is a messenger RNA of Pomacea canaliculata, 4208 nucleotides long. Its product is annotated as nose resistant to fluoxetine protein 6-like. The record is from RefSeq and is a predicted model, not a curated record. Gene Ontology annotation, molecular function: acyltransferase activity, transferring groups other than amino-acyl groups. Lineage: Eukaryota; Metazoa; Mollusca; Gastropoda; Architaenioglossa; Ampullariidae. The transcript is spliced from 18 exons. The coding region runs from base 494 to 2986 and encodes 830 amino acids.
UCACUUUUUGUGAGGUGGGGGAGGGGGGCGCAGAAUUUUUCUUUCGCCUAGGGCGCAACACAGCCUAGCGCCGCACGCACGCACGCAUAACGGUCCUCCAAGGUCUUGAAGACCAGCCCAGGUCACGUGGGGUUCGGCGGCGCAGUGUUGACAGUCACAGUGACAUAUUUAGCCGUGCAUCCUACACACACCUGGCAGUCAGUCACCUGCACUGUGUCUGUGGGACUGUGUGCUGUACUCACUCACCACACGAGGGCUGCAGUAGAACAUCCGUGUGUGUGUGUGUGCUGGCACCUGCAUCAUUGACACGCUGUACAGGUGUGUUCUGUGUAAACCAGUCUCUACAACUAUUUCCAGCCAGGUACACAAGGACUUUCCGUUACUGGAAUCACAGGUGGGCUGACACAGCAUCGGGUGUUGACGCACUGACACACAAACAGGCCCUGUCCAUUUUUCAGAACAUAGAGAUCCGAACCCUAAUGAAUAUUUCGGGAUGAGCAGUCACGUCGAGCUGCUGAAGUGUCGGACACGAGCUCCGGAUGUCUUGUGCAAUCGUCACGUGAUCUUCAGUCAUCGACGGAAUAGUACACCAGGUGUAAGCAGGUGUUUUCAUUGCGAGGACGUAAGCACUAUAAUAAGAAAGACCACGGACAGGUGGACUGCUGUGUGUCUGCCGAGACCAACGCUUAGCCUCUUGCGAAGUUCUCCGCUGUUAGUCUCGAGUACAGCCAUGAAAUCUGGCGCUUGGCGACAUGUUGUGGCGCUGCCAGGACCGCGAAUGUUGUUGCUGCUGCUGCUGCUGCUGCUCGGCGUCCACACUGCUGCAGAUGCUGCUACAGGACCGACGUACGCGCAGCGCCUGGACCAGGCGUCCCUUCUCACCAGGGGCGCCACCGCGGACACCGCCAGCCUCGUCACAGCCCCGGAUGUACAGAACCUGUUGGCUCUGUCCAGCGCCACCGUCCAGCAGGCCGUGCUGACCUCCGCCACUACCUUGUCGUCGCCGUCGUCGACCGGUUCGUCGAGUGACGUGGCAGCCGGCGCGAGCGGGGCGGAGGUGUGUGCCAACGACACCAUCGCCACCAUCAUGGCGCUGACACAGAGACAGAUGUGGGCCGUGCAGAUGGCGGAUGCUGCCGGCAAACCCAAACCAGACAUACUGGACGGCAACUUCCUCUGGCCUGGAUCCUACGACCUGUGCUUCUCCAUCCGCUCUGAUGGGAACCAGUCGAGUCAGUUCUCCGGCCAGUACUGCACGGCCACUGUACCACUUGCUGCUGCACCUCAAGUUUCUUUCUUCCCUAUAGUCCUGUCUAUAGGACUGUGUGUUCCCAGUACCUGUUCUAGCACCGACAUGACCUCGCUUCUGACAGAUGUUCUUGCUCUAUUGAACACGUCACUGACUGUGAAAGUAACGUGUCGCGAGAAAGACAAACCAAUGGAUACAAAAGCCAAGGUCGGCAUCGCCAUCUGCAGUGUCCUGCUGGCCAUGCUCAUCGCCGGAACCGUUCUCGACAUCCUUUUCAUCCAGAUGCCCAAAUGGCGGUCUCAGGACAUAAUGUCUUUUAAGGCCACCAAUGGCUUUGUCGGUCAGGAUGAACAUCAGCCACUGUUACACCAUCAGCCAGCUAAAGCCUAUGUCCCCGAGCCUGGUGUCGUUAGUAGGUUUCUUAUCGCUUUUUCCAUCUACACCAACUGCUCCAAGCUGUUGUCCACCCGCCAGCCACCCGGCAGCCUGACCUGCAUUCACGGCAUCCGCUUCCUGAGCAUGACCUGGGUCGUCCUGGGUCACAGCUUCCUGUUUGCGAUGUCCUCAGCAGAAAAUGCGGGGCGGUACCUUCCUGUCUUUAUUCAGCGUUGGACCUCACAAGCCAUUACCAGCGCCACUGUAUCGGUGGACAGUUUCUUUGCCCUCAGCGGAAUGCUGGUGGCUUAUUUAACUUUGAAGGAAAUGAAAAAGAGGAACGGAAAACUCAACUGGUUCAUGUUCUACUUUCAUCGGUUCUGGAGACUGACCCCGGCUUACAUGCUGGUCAUCAUGGUCUACACAUGUCUGUCCCCAUACUGGGGAGACGGACCCUUGUGGCCGGAAACAUUAGGGGACAGGGACAAGUGCAUCUCCUACUGGUGGAGGAACUUCUUGUACAUCAACAAUUUGUUUCCCUUUGAACAGAUGUGUUUGGCGCAGUCCUGGUACUUGGCUAAUGACAUACAGUUCUACAUUCUAAGCCCCUUGAUUUUUCUGCCCUUGUUCUACUUCCCACUGCUGGGUAUUGGCUCGGCGACGGUGUUCAUGUUGGUGUCGGCCAUCACACCUGCCAUGCUGACAAUGAGGGACAGUCUUCCUCCUGGUAUCGUGGCGAAGGUUGAGGUCAACUCCACAAUCAUGACGGACUACAUGGACUUCUAUAUCAAGCCCUACAACAGAAUGGGUCCAUAUGUUGUGGGAAUGCUGGCCGGCUACUUUUUAUAUCGCAGCGAUUGUAGGUUGAAAAUAAAAAAGGUCGUCAACUUGUGCGCAUGGGCAGUGGCGACUGCCUGCUCCCUGGCCAUCCUCUACGGUCUCUACGGGGCGUCCAGUGGGUCCCCCGUCACCUUGGCAACCUCCGCCUUCUACAACGCCGUCCACCGACACGUGUGGGGGGCUUGCGUGUGCUGGGUGGUGGUCGCUUGCGUCACCGGAAACGGAGGUUUCGUCAACACCAUCCUCUCCUGGUCAGCCUUUGUACCGUUGAGUCGGUUGACCUACUGCAUCUACUUGUUACACCUCAUGAUGAUGGAGCUUUAUCUUCUCAACUCUGACACAACAUUUUACAUGAACGACAUCAAUGUGGUGAUGUUUUUCUUGUCCAUUCUGGUUGUUUCCUACAUGGCGGCUACAGUUGCCUCUAUGGCUUUCGAGGCGCCGUUGAUGGGGCUGGAGAAGGUUCUUCUUCAUCGAGAGAAAUCCGACGAGGGCAGCAAAGCAGAUGUACAGAGCAGAUGAGCCCGCGGCUCCCAGACUGCUUGUGUGACAAAGACGCAGGAAUGAGUUCAGUUUACGAACGUAUAAAAACGGGAAGCAGUUGUUGGUCUGUUAUGGAGAGAGAGAAAAUCGUGACAUUACAUCAAAAUGUCAUUUUUCUACAGUGGAUCAGUGGCGAAACAUUGGAUUGACGAGCUAUCACUGGAGACAUUUGUCUGUUGUUCUUUACUGUACACUGGGAUGGUUCGACUCAUCAUCGUCGUCGUCAUCAUCAUACAACAGCAACAUACACUUCACAUGACACAAAAAUGAUUUAAUUACUACGGAUAAUUGAUUUGACUGUUAAACUGCUCAUUGUACAGUGGUUUACAUUGGUUUACCUCAGUAAACAGCAAUCUCACUUCCUUAUUUACCAACUUCUCCCACUGUUCGAGCAUGACCGAUGCUGAUGAGGUCGUUUGUGACCGUACUUAAUGUACAAACUUAACUUGCUAAAAAUAAACUUUAAUUAUCUAUGUAACGGUUAGCAGCGAUUGUUUUAUGAAGAACACACCAAGCAAGGCCGCCGUGUCCCAUAAUUUCACAAAAGGAAACGCGUGUCCCCGUCUAUCACAUUGUAUUUAGAUAACAUUCUUCCAAGGUCUCUCAUUGAUAAUUUAUUUACGGUGUAGUAUUGUAUGUAUGUCGCUCAACAUGUUUCUUAUGUGGUUUAGUUAUUUAUUUGUUACUUGUUUGUCAUUUUUACUAAUCUAGAAUGGUCUAUGUUUUUUCCUUGCUAUUUUCAAUUCCAAUGAUCAAUUCCUUUUUGAGUAUUAAAAUAUUUUUCACCAUCCAUCAAUGAAAUGAACUGGGCAUUCACACUCCAUUCUCGAAAAAAAAGAAGUAAGGAACAUCACCAUAUAUUUUAGAUUUUUUUUUUUUUUUUACAAACCUUCUUUCUAGAAUUACUGAUACAAAAUCAGAAUCAGCGAAACGACGCCAUUACUCUGUUCCAUAAUGGUAUGAUUCUAUAGCAAAUAUUUUAAACUUUGUGUUCCUGUUUAAAUGUGUGUAAUAUUCUAGACUAUUUUCUACUAGGAUAUAAAUUAUUGGAAGCAUUUAUGCAGAAAAGUAUCAAACAGAAACUUUUUACUUUCCAUUGACUUAAUGGAGAGUUGAACUGUGUGAUAAUUUUAUUGAAGGUAAAUCCCAACUUAUAAGAAGUCAUUUUUAGCUUCAUAAAAAGUCGAUUAUUGAAAUUUGA